AUGCGUCAAUAUGUGGACCUGUACCAGCGCUGUGAACUGCACAUUGUCGGCUCGUCGUGCACGGGCUUCGCGUGCGACACGAGCGACGUCGACAUCUGCCUGUUCCUGACCGAGUCGCGGAUCGACCAGCAGCACGACGCCACGCGCAUCCUGACGGAGGUGGAGCGGCUGCUGGCCAAAGACCCGGACUACCGGAUGGAGCUGAUCCGCGCCAAGGUGCCGAUCCUGCGCUUCCUCUCCGUCUCCACCGGCAUCCAGGUGGACCUCAACUGCAACAACCUGGUGGGCAUCCGCAACACCCACCUGCUGCAGUGCUACUCGGGCGUGGACGAGCGGGUGUGUCCGCUGAUCGUCAUAGUCAAGCUGUGGGCGCAAUCGCACGACAUCAACGACGCCUGCCGCGCCACCCUCAGCUCAUACUCUCUGGUGCUCAUGGUCAUACACUUCCUGCAGUGCGGCGUGCGUCCGGCCGUGCUGCCGAACCUGCAGCGGAUGUGCAAGGCGAAGUUCCGGCCGGGCCAGCCGAUCCGCUCCAUCCCCAAGGACGACUGCGUGGCGCACGUGGCGUCGCGCAACACGGACAGCCUGGGCCAGCUGUUCCUCGGCUUCCUGCGCUACUACGCCUACGAGUUCGAUUUCCAGACGCAAGUGGCGUCCGUGAGGACGGCGUCGUAUCUCCACAAGUACCAGUGCCGCGCCGUAGUGGCGUACAAUAACGCGCCGGGCAUGUGGAAGUACGUCUGUGUCGAAGAGCCGUUCGACCUGACCAACACGGCGCGCGCCGUGCACAAGUACGAUGCGUUCGAACGCAUCCUGCGCGCCUUCGUCGACAGCUACCACGCGCUGGCCAACGCCGGCCACCUGGCCCAGGCGUUUGGCACCAAGGGGCGCGCGCUGUUCGACGAUGAGACGUGCAAGGCGUAG
Molecule: messenger RNA, 924 nt
Organism: Pollicipes pollicipes
Lineage: Eukaryota; Metazoa; Arthropoda; Thecostraca; Pollicipedomorpha; Pollicipedidae
Product: poly(A) RNA polymerase GLD2-like
Exons: 7
Coding region: 1-924 (307 amino acids)
Biological process (GO): RNA 3'-end processing
Molecular function (GO): poly(A) RNA polymerase activity
Source: RefSeq, a predicted model, not a curated record